AUGGCUGAGGAGCCAAAGCCCGUCAUGCCAGCCCUGCGGAACGGCGAAGCUGAAUCGCUGGGCGACGAGGCCCCUAAGAAGCGGACGGACGGCAUUGUUGACGUCCCAGACGCAGAGAAGCAGAAAGACGCUCCCGAACAAGGGUUCGGUGCCUACGUGAAAUUAUGGGCUUGGUGUGAGCCGAUUGAUGUAUUCCUUCGCAUCUGCGGCUUCUUCGCUGCCAUUGCAUCUGGCACUGCUCUGCCUCUUAUGACCAUCAUCUUUGGCAAGUUCGUGGAUGUCUUCAAUGAUUUUGGGGUUGGCAAAAUCUCCGGGGAGGAAUUUAGGAGCGAGAUAUCAAAGAAUGCGCUCUGGUUUGUUUAUCUCUUCGUGGGCAAAUUUUUGCUCGUCUACAUUCACACCAUAUGCUUCAACAUCACGGCCAUAAGAAGCGUCCGGAAGCUGCGUCUGGAGUAUAUCCGUGCCAUUCUCCGCCAGGAGAUGGCCUACUUUGAUACCUAUACGCCAGGCUCUGUUGCAACUCGCAUUUCGAACAAUGCAAAUCUUAUCCAGACCGGCAUGUCUGAGAAAGUAGGCACCUGCUGCCAGGGCGUUGCCAUGCUGAUCGCAUCCUUUAUUGUUGCAUUUACUCAAAGCUGGAGGUUGACACUUCCCGUGGCCACCUCGAUUCCCACUGCCGUCACGCUGGUUGGCAUCACUGUUGCCCUGGACGCUAAGCUUGAAGCAAAGAUACUCGACAUCUACUCCAAGGCCGGAGGCCUCGUUGAAGAAACACUAGGCAGCAUCCGCGUUGUCGUUGCCUUUGGUGCCGGAGACCGCUUGAGUAAGAAGUAUGAUAACCACCUCGAGGCUGCCAAAGGGUUCGGUGUCAAGAAGGGCCCGGUCCUAGGUAUACAGUACAGCUCGGAGUUCUUCGUCAUGUACUGUGCCUAUGCUUUGGCUUUCUGGUAUGGUAUCAAGCUCUUGCUCCAGGGGAAAAUCGGAAGCGGCGGAGAAAUUCUCACGGUCUUAUUCUCUAUUGUCAUCGGUACUUCUUCUCUCACUAUGAUUGCACCUACUCUAGGAGAAUUUACCAAAGCCGGUGCUGCCGCCAACGAUGUUCUCAACAUGAUAAAUAGGGUACCCGAAAUCGACUCACUGAGCACCGAGGGUCAAAAGCCUAGCAGUGUUAUUGGUGACCUGGAAGUCUCCAACGCAGUUUUCUCCUAUCCUGCCCGACCUUCCAUCAAGGUAUUAGACGGAGUCAACUUGAAGAUACCCGCUCGUAAGGUCACUGCUCUCGUCGGAGCCAGCGGCAGUGGCAAGAGCACAAUCAUUGGACUUCUUGAGAGGUGGUAUGACCCCGCUAGUGGUUCCAUCACCUUAGACGGUAUAGAUAUCAAGGACCUGAAUGUUGGAUGGCUUAGAAGCCAGAUUGGACUUGUUCAACAGGAGCCUGUAUUAUUCAACGACACUAUCUACACUAAUGUGCUUUAUGGACUGCCACCUGAUGAAAUUGCCCGGAUGGAUGAGGAAAAGAAAAGAGAACUUGUUAGACAAGCCUGCAUUGAGUCUAACGCAGAUGGCUUCAUUCAAGGAUUUCCCAAAGGUUACGAUACCGUUGUCGGCGAAAGAGGCAGUCUUCUCAGUGGUGGCCAACGCCAAAGAGUCGCCAUUGCUCGUAGUAUCAUCUCUAACCCACCCGUCCUGUUGCUAGACGAAGCCACUUCCGCUUUGGAUCCCACUGCCGAAUCUAUUGUCCAAGCUGCCCUCGACAGAGUCUCCCAGACCAGAACCACAGUGCUCAUUGCCCACAAACUGUCGACUGUGAAGAAGGCAGAUAACAUCGUUGUCAUGAACAAGGGUCAAGUCAUCGAACAGGGAACUCAUGAGUCGCUCCUGGAUGCCAAGGGGCAGUACUGGAGUCUAGUGAAUGCUCAAUCCCUCUCACUUGCAACUGACGAUUCUUCGUCUGAGACUGAUAGGGAGCCUGAUGAACAACCAACUGAGGUCCUGGAAAAACAUACAACAACCAAAUCGACUCACAGCAACGUCCCUCACGAAGUUGCCGAAAAGUCGGAGGAUGUGUCUCGAAAAAUCUCUCUAUUCAAAUGCCUCUUGAUUAUCUUCUAUGAACAACGGCGCCAUUUGCUAUUCUUCUUCCUAGGAGGCCUUGCUUCCAUUGUUGGUGGUGGCGCAUUCCCUGCCCAGGCCAUCCUUUUCUCCAGAAUUGUGACAACAUUCCAACUGCCCAGAGAUCAGUGGCAAGAGAAAGGAGAUUUCUGGGCCUUGAUGUUCUUCAUCCUUGCACUUUGCAUCCUAUUGACUUAUGCAUCUAUCGGGUUCUUCUUGACAGUCGCCGCCUUCCGGUCGUCGAAGUUCUACCGUAGCGAGUACUUCAAGGCCAUGAUCUCGCAAGAUAUCGCAUACUUCGACAAACCGGAUAACUCCUCUGGUAGCCUUACUGCGCGCCUAUCAACCGACCCUCAAAACCUUCAGGAUCUUUUAUCGUCCAACAUUGGUCUCAUCCUAAUUGUUAUCGUCAGUCUUCUGUCCGUUACCAUUCUAGCCCUCGUCACUGGCUGGCGAUUAGCAUUGGUUUCCCUCUUCGGAUGUCUCCCGCCUCUCUUCCUGGCUGGCUUCAUCCGCAUGAGGAUGGAGAUGCAGGCCCAGGAUAAGAACGCAAAACUGUACUUGGAGAGUGCCCGGUUUGCCUCUGAGGCGGUGAACUCCAUUCGAACUGUUUCGUCCCUCACUUUAGAGUCCACUGUAUACAACAAUUAUGGUGACAGGCUGAAAGGACCAGUAGCAAGGUCGCUCAAGUACACUGCCAUUGCGAUGAUUUUCUUCGGAUUCUCAGAUAGUAUCGACACCGCCGCUAUGGCACUGGCGUUCUGGUAUGGUGGAAGGUUGAUGUCAUUCGGCGAAUACGACGCGCAGCAGUUUUUCGUCAUUUUCAUUGCCGUUAUAUUUGGCGGACAAGCAGCCGGAAUCAUUUUCGGCUUCACAAUGAACACUACGAAAGCCCAUGCUGCUGCAAAUCAUAUCAUACAUCUUCGAGGGCAGGUCGCCCCAAUCAAUGGCUCUACUGGCGAAGAGCCUGCAUCCAUAGAGGAUUCCGACGUGGCAGUGGAAUUCAGAAACGUAUCAUUUAGCUAUCCUACUCGUCCGGAUCAACCCGUGCUUCGCAAAAUCAGCUUGAAAAUCCGCCACGGCCAGAAUAUCGGUCUUGUAGGGCCAUCUGGAUGUGGAAAGACAACCAUGAUUGCCCUCCUAGAGCGUUUCUACGAUGUUACCUCCGGAGAUAUCUUAAUCAACGGAAAACCACUGACUGAUAUUGAUGUGACCAAAUAUCGUGAAACCGCCAGUCUGGUGUCCCAAGAAACAACUCUGUACCAAGGCACAAUUCGCGAAAACAUCCUUCUCGGCGUUACCCGUGACGUUCCUGACGAGGAGAUACACCAAGCCUGCAAGAACGCCAAUAUUCAUGACUUCAUAAUUUCACUGCCGGAAGGCUACAAUACCGAAGCCGGAUCCCGGGGCCUAUCGUUCAGCGGAGGACAAAGGCAGCGUCUAGCCACCGCAAGGGCCUUGCUUCGAAACCCAGAUUUCCUUUUCCUUGAUGAAGCCACCAGCGCCCUUGACACUGAGAGUGAACGGGUUGUCCAGGCCGCUCUCGAACAUGCCAAGAGAGGCCGAACAACUAUUGCCGUUGCCCAUCGACUCAGCACCGUCCAGGACUGUGAUGUCAUUUUCGUCCUUGAAGCCGGCAAGAUUGUUGAACAAGGUACCCACCAGGAACUUUUAAGGCGGAAGGGCCGAUACUUUGAGAUGUGCAAAGCCCAGAGCCUUGACCGUGAAGCAUGA
This is a messenger RNA of Nannizzia gypsea CBS 118893, 3846 nucleotides long. Its product is annotated as multidrug resistance protein 14. Gene Ontology annotation, molecular function: ATP binding; ATP hydrolysis activity; ABC-type transporter activity. The coding region runs from base 1 to 3846 and encodes 1281 amino acids. The record is from RefSeq and is a predicted model, not a curated record. Gene Ontology annotation, cellular component: membrane. NCBI's taxonomy places the organism in Eukaryota, Fungi, Ascomycota, Eurotiomycetes, Onygenales, Arthrodermataceae. Gene Ontology annotation, biological process: transmembrane transport. The transcript has 9 exons.